This is a messenger RNA of Vigna angularis (adzuki bean), 1865 nucleotides long. RefSeq names its product hypersensitive-induced reaction 1 protein. NCBI's taxonomy places the organism in Eukaryota, Viridiplantae, Streptophyta, Magnoliopsida, Fabales, Fabaceae. The coding region runs from base 574 to 1428 and encodes 284 amino acids. The record is from RefSeq and is a predicted model, not a curated record. The transcript has 8 exons.
CUGGCCUAAUCACGGUUUUCAGGCUUGAACUGGCUUUUGGAGUUGUCGUUGGUUGACCUGAACUUAGUAAUUCGGCUAAUCCGAAAAUCCUCAACAGCAUAGUUAUUGCGUGUUUUGGGGGUUCAAUUGAUUGAUUCAGCAAAACUGAAUAUUAGGGUUGGACUUUGUGUAGCCUUGUCCCACAAGUGAAUUUUAAAAAGGCAAUAAGUAAUUGUCUAGGUUGUAUCAGCAGGAGGAUUGUGUAGGUAAAAUCUCCUUGACGAAGUUGUGUUGUAAUUCGCCUGUCAUGUCAGUUAGCUUGCAAUUCUGGGUUUUUGACAGACAAUAUAUAAAUUUUAUAUGUGUAUGCCAAUGGGUAUAGAAUAUAGGGUUAAAACAAAUACGUCAUGAUUAAUGGUGGUGAUGAAUAUGUCACGAAUGGCAAGUAUUUAUCUACUCUCAUUGUUCAAGAGCUCCUUGUUUACAAUCUAAGCAACAGCUCUCCCAAGUCAGCUUUGCUUUGGAAGCCUCUAUCUUUGAGGAGAAAAUUUUCAUCACUGGAACAAAAGAGUCUCCCUGGAGUAGUUAACAGCAAUGGGAAAUCUUUUCUGUUGUGUGCAAGUGGAGCAAUCUACAGUGGCUAUAAAAGAAAAUUUUGGACGAUUUGAGAAGGUGCUUCAGCCAGGAUGCCAUUGCAUGCCAUGGUUCCUUGGGAAACAACUUGCUGGUCAUCUCUCUCUUCGACUACAACAAUUGGAUCUUCGAUGUGAGACCAAGACAAAGGAUAAUGUAUUUGUUACUGUUGUUGCUUCAAUUCAGUACCGUGCCCUGGCAGAGAAGGCCAAUGAUGCUUUUUACAAACUCAGCAAUACAAAGACCCAAAUUCAGGCAUAUGUUUUUGAUGUAAUUAGGGCAAGUGUUCCAAAGCUGAACUUGGAUGAUGCUUUUGAGCAGAAAAAUGAAAUUGCCAGAGCUGUGGAAGAAGAGCUUGAGAAGGCUAUGUCAGCUUAUGGGUACGAAAUUGUUCAAACACUGAUUGUUGAUAUAGACCCAGAUGAGCAUGUGAAGAGAGCUAUGAAUGAAAUCAAUGCUGCUGCAAGAUUGAGGGUGGCAGCUAAUGAGAAGGCAGAGGCAGAGAAGAUCUUGCUAAUUAAACGAGCAGAGGGUGAGGCUGAAUCUAAAUAUCUCUCUGGGUUGGGUAUUGCUCGCCAACGUCAAGCAAUUGUGGAUGGAUUGAGAGACAGUGUGCUUGGAUUCUCAGUCAAUGUACCUGGGACGACUGCAAAAGAUGUUAUGGACAUGGUCCUUGUCACUCAGUAUUUUGAUACUAUGAAAGAAAUUGGCGCUGCCUCCAAGUCUUCUGCUGUCUUUAUUCCACAUGGGCCUGGUGCUGUUCGCGAUGUUGCUACCCAAAUUCGUGAUGGCCUUCUUCAGGCUUCUCAUCAGUAGCUGCUAUUCCAUCAAGAUCUUAUAUUUCGUUUGCAUGGGAGAAUGGUGAAGCUAUAGCGCCUGUGGUUAUAUACUUGUGUUUCUGUGCAGCUUUUUGUGAUUUGGUUUUAGAAUAAACUGCUAAAUUGAUCCUCCAAAAAUGAUAACAGCAACUGAUUUAUCUUCUAAAUAUUUUUGGCAUCAAAUUAGUCCCACAAUUAUCUAAGACUUUACCACCUUUGUUCUAAAAUUAGUCUUUGAUUUGUAUCUUUGAGGGAUUGAUUUGUUGGCCAAAAUCCUUUGGAGGACCAGUUUCUUGGCAUUUUUUAUUUAUACUUUGAGACAGUCAAGUAAAUACUGUGUAUUCUGUUGUCUUUAUUUUGAAUAAUGUAUAAUAAAACUAUCAAGUAUCUGUAUAUAAAAGUUGUCUGGAUAGUGGAAGUUGCAUAUUUCUUAUA